AUGUCAGGUCGGCCGCAGGUCGGUAUCGACCGACUACCUGCACGCCGCAUGAGCAAUGAGCCACGAGAAUCAAUGAAUUGCAAGUCCUGCCGGAAACGGAAGAUUAAAUGCAAUCGGUUGCGACCGACUUGCGAGGCAUGUCAGGUCUUCCAAUGCCCAUGUAUAUAUGAUGCCGUCCCUAAGAAACGCGGACCAAAGACAGAUGUGUUAGAGGCUUUGCUGAAGAGGGUGGAUGGUUUGGAGAAGAGACUGAAGGACGAGAACAAGGCGCAUUUGCCAAAUGAUGAUACUGGAUCAGUGGAGAAAGAAGAAAAUGUCAACCAGGACACGAAACUGGAGCGACCCCAAAUUGAUACUGUUGAUACUGGGGAAGAUUCCACCAUUUCAAGAAGUGAACCCCCAGGAGCUGUUCAGCCUGAUGCCCUCGUCAAUACGUAUUUCACUCGAUGUCAUGGCAAACCAUAUCACAUCCUUGACGAGACCACAACUCGACAAAAAAUCCGACUCAAGCAACUUCCAACGUACCUCCUCUACGCGAUAUACGCUGUCAGCGCUAGAUAUACGGCACAUCCAAAUGGAUAUUAUGCGGCAGCGGGGUUGAGUGAGGAUUACGCAUUACGUGCAAGGACUGAGUUGGAUAUUGACGAUCCAUCAAUAGACUGUUUACAGUCCCUUUUGCUCCUUACAGAAGCAUUCACUGCAGCUGGGAAGGGCAAGAAAGCGUAUAUGCUACUAGCCAGUGGUAUUGGAAUGGCGCUUGCACUGGGAUUGCAUCGAGAAUGUGACUCCAAGAUCAAAAUGACGCCCAGCGAAAAAGAAAUGCGCAGACGGUUAUUCUGGUCCAGUUAUGUGAUGGAUAGGUUCAUGGCAUGCGGCUCAAAACGACCUUCCUUGAUCGCGGACGAGUCCAUUAUGCUACGCUUUCCAUCCUGGCGUCCAAACCCAGCAGCGCUCCCAGUUGAGGGCGAGUUUUUCCAAAACGGAUCAAAUCUACAGUACCACUCGGGAUCCGGAAAGAAAAGCCAAGGCAGCACUGGAUUACUCAUAGAUAUUGUACGCAUUCUUGGAAUUACAAAUCGAUAUCUGGCCGCUGGGGGAGUGAGAGGAGAUAGCCACUUUCCUUGGCAUUCAUUGUCAAAUCUCUCAAAAAUCCGGCAGGACCUGGAUACUUGGGCAUCUGGGACGCAGGAUGUCUUCUCUUCUAUUGACACGCUAUUCGGACAGCCAGACAGUACGGUAUGGGUACUGAGUAAACUCGUCUACCACCUAGUUCAUUGUUUAAUAUACCGACCUUUCCUCCCAAUUGACCUGUCCGAACUGGCGGGAACGGGCCAACAUCAAUCUUGGCAAAUAGAAGCCACGAAUCUAUGCUUCCUUCAUGCAAAUGCAAUCGCUGAAUUGGUAGAACUGGGAAAGCAGUCGUCUGGAAUUGGGUGGCCUGCCUUCGUUGGGUACUGCAUAUGUACGGCCGGCACGGUGCAUGUUCAUGGAGCGCACUAUAAGGGGGGCAGGGAAGGAGAAGUCUUCUCAGCCAGUGCAGACUUCCUCUCCCGGGAGAUGAAGCAACUAUCAGAACUUCGCUAUACCUGGGCAUCAGUACAACACCAACGGGAGACUCUGCAAACGAUCUACGGCUGUCAUUCAGAGCUGGUCAAAUCCUUGGCAAGCAAUCCAACGAGGUACUCUCCAGUAUUUCACUUGGAAGAUUUCUUCGACCGCUACAGCGACCUGGGGCAAAUCAUUGACGGGACUCAUAUCUCAUUUUCUGACAUCCUAACUGAUCCUACCCACGAGCCAUACACUGGCCACGACAUUUACGCCUCCCGAUCUUCCAACUUACAAAAUGCAGCUUCUCAGAUCUCGCUGAAACGCCGCAGAUCCUCGUCCUCACGCAAGAUACACGAUUUGAAAAUUCCACGUCGGAACUCAAAUGGACAUGCCGAUGCUAAUUCAUUGCUCUCUCCAGUGGGCACUAUUAACAGUGAGCGACAUGCCCCAGACACGAAUUUGAAUAUUCAAACACCAAGCAUGCUAGAGACCCCAUUUCCGAGGGAUGCGAAUGGUAUGCCGAAUCUCUCUCAGACGCCUUUCUCACCCCCAUUUGCAUGUUCCUCUCUUCAAGUCCCCGAGAAUUACGAUUCGAUGUUCGGGAUCGCGGGUCUCAAUUCUGGCACUCCAGGGGCGUUGAACGGGGGCGUUAUGCCAUCGCCCCAGAUGAAUGGGGAUGCGUAUGAUUAUGGUAUGGAGCAGCCGCCAGUGAUGACACCUGGGGGAAGGAGUAAUGGGGAGAGUUCUGGGGCUGGUACGAUUGGGCGGGAUGGCGAGGAGAAGGAUCCGUUCCUGAGUUUGCUGGAGCAGCUGGCAGAGAAUGAACAUUCACUUGGCGGGCCGAGCGAGUUGGACUUCUUCCUGAACGGGGCAGCGAAUGCUUGA
Messenger RNA from Amorphotheca resinae ATCC 22711, 2433 nucleotides. RefSeq lists its product as hypothetical. Gene Ontology annotation, molecular function: DNA-binding transcription factor activity, RNA polymerase II-specific; zinc ion binding; DNA binding. Gene Ontology annotation, cellular component: nucleus. The transcript is spliced from 6 exons. The record is from RefSeq and is a predicted model, not a curated record. Gene Ontology annotation, biological process: regulation of DNA-templated transcription; DNA-templated transcription. Lineage: Eukaryota; Fungi; Ascomycota; Leotiomycetes; Helotiales; Amorphothecaceae. Bases 1 to 2433 code for a protein of 810 amino acids.